Molecule: messenger RNA, 2369 nt
Organism: Xiphophorus hellerii (green swordtail)
Lineage: Eukaryota; Metazoa; Chordata; Actinopteri; Cyprinodontiformes; Poeciliidae
Gene: sdf4
Product: stromal cell derived factor 4
Exons: 7
Coding region: 220-1290 (356 amino acids)
Biological process (GO): calcium-ion regulated exocytosis
Cellular component (GO): endoplasmic reticulum
Molecular function (GO): calcium ion binding
Source: RefSeq, a predicted model, not a curated record
UACAUAAUUCAUUAGAACAGUGUUAGCGGCUAACCAGUUCAACUGAGUGACCUGGGAAAUUAUCGGGAAAUCGACACCAUUUUUCACGCUUCCUCUUGUGUGUCUUUUCUGUUGACGUGGACAGAACGGCACCACACUUUUUAGAGGGUUUGGGUCGGAGGAUCAAUUAACUCCGGGAUCGCAGAGUGACAUCUUGACUGACUUACCGCAGAAGCGAUCAUGGCUCUUUGCCGAGAUCUGUGGUCCAGGAACCUCCUGGCUCUCUCUCUGCUCUUCUACUUCCUGCUAACUUUGGAUGUACACGCGCGUCCCGCCAACAUGUCAUCCUCCAAGGAUAAGUCUCCGGCCACUAAGGACGAGAACGAGAUCCUUCCACCGGACCACCUGAAUGGGUUAAAGAUGGAAAUGGAUGGCCACCUUAACAAGGACUUCCACCAGGAAGUGUUCCUGGGGAAAGAGAUGGACGACUUUGAAGAGGAUUCAGAGCCAAAGCGGAACAGGAAGAAGCUCAUUGAGAUUUUUACCAAAGUCGACGUCAACAAGGAUCGGAGUGUGAGUGCCAAGGAGAUGCAGCACUGGAUCGUGGAGAAGACGAAGGAGCACUUCAAGGAGGCCAUGGAGGAGAACAAGAACAGUUUCCGGGCCGUUGAUCCAGAUGGGGACGGUUACGUAACAUGGAAUGAGUACAAAGUCAAGUUUCUCGCCAGCAAAGGUUUUAAUGAAACAGAGGUUACUGAUAAAAUAAAGAAGAAAGAAGAGCUGAAACUGGACGAGGAAACUCAGGAGGUGUUGGAGAGCCUAAAGGACCGCUGGUUUCAAGCCGAUAAUCCUCCUGCUGACCAGCGGCUGGAUGAAGAGGAGUUCCUCUCCUUCCUCCACCCUGAGCACAGCAAAGGCAUGCUCAGAUACAUGGUGAAGGAAAUAGUGCGAGACUUGGACCAGGACAGAGACUGGAAGCUGACCCUGUCGGAGUUCAUCUCUUUACCCGUGGGCACCGUGGAGAACCAGCAGGGGCAGGACAUCGACGACGAUUGGGUCAAAGAGAGAAAGAAGGAGUUUGAGGAAGUCAUCGACUCGGACCGUGACGGCAUCGUAACCAUGAAUGAGCUGGAGGAGUACAUGGACCCGAUGAAUGAGCACAACGCUCUGAAUGAGGCCAAGCAGAUGAUUGCAGUUGCAGACGAGAACCAGAACCACCGCUUAGAGCUGGAAGAAAUCCUGAGGUACAGCGAAUACUUCACUGGCAGCAAGCUCAUGGAUUACGCCAGAAACGUGCACGAGGAAUUCUGAGCACAGAGCUUACAGACGCCUUCCCACCUCCACACACACACACACACACACACACGUGCACCCGCACACGCCUACACACACCUCCUAAAUCUGAUUCAGGGACAAGUCUGGAUCUGUUGUUUGUUUUAUCCCAUCACUGGCUUUUUUCCCCCAAACAUUGAAAGUUAACACGAUGUACUUUCUGUGCAACAUCAAACGGUAAUUUGGGGAUUUUGUCUUUUCCGAAUAAAUUUCUUAAAUUGUGAAAUGUGUGUAUAUGAUGUAUUUUAGCCCAGAAGGUACUGUUUGUGUUGGCUGGUGCAGUCAUUUCACCAGCAUGUCUGUAUACAGUGUAAAUAUUGACAUUUGUUGCAUAGUCAUAUGCUUGUUGGAGAGAACAGAGCUACUUGGAUGUAAUAUAGACAGUUAGUCUCAUUAAUAAGUCAUUGCUUUGAGUUUUUGUCUAAAAUUGAUUUCUGAUGCUCUUCUCUAAGUGUCACAGUAGGAAUAAUUGGAUUGAUUGAAAACCUGUUAAUGUUCCUAAAAGCUGCAUCAGUAAAAUAUAUAUAUAUGCAAAUAGAUAUAUAUAUCACAUAGCUCUUCAUUCAAAGUAGCUAAUUACAAAAAGAAUUAAGAAAGAAAUUAAUAUAUUACCAGUGGUUGUUACUUUGAUGAACAGAAAAAUAAAUUGCAUCUGAAUGCAACAUGUCUAUUUUCUUUCAUAAUGAUUAAAGCUCUGACUUUUCUAACAGCAGCUUAACUUCUUUAUACUUUUAUUCAUGUGGAUGAAGAUGGAUUUUAUUUAUUGACCCGUUUAAUUCUGAAUGUUUUAAUGCCUUGCACUUAUUUACUUUGGGUGUCCUUGUGUUGGUUCCUCAUAAUUAUUCAGGUUUCUGUGAAAUUCUCUGGGUAUUUUUUUUUAAUUAUUAUUAUUUUUAAAAGCAUGAAGAAAAAAAAAAAGUCCACAUGGAGCGUUUGGGAUCCUGCUGCUGGUUGUGCUGUCCUCGAUUCGAUUGUAAAAUAAGAUUUAUAAUAACAGAAUGUUUCGGCUUUUUAAAAUGUACAACAAAUAAACGUUUAUCAACCAAAACACAACUGAA